Orbicella faveolata is the source of this 1114-nucleotide messenger RNA. RefSeq names its product GPN-loop GTPase 3-like. Gene Ontology annotation, molecular function: GTPase activity. The record is from RefSeq and is a predicted model, not a curated record. NCBI's taxonomy places the organism in Eukaryota, Metazoa, Cnidaria, Anthozoa, Scleractinia, Merulinidae.
ACUUCUCGCCGGCUAAUGGCCAGUCCCCGCGCGCGCAGCAACUUUUACCCACGAUGCAAUGGCGCAGAAGCAGACAGAAACGCCUGGCAUUUGGAGAGCAUUUACAACUCUGGAAAGUUCCCUGAAAGCAUGAGGUACGCACAGCUGAUUAUGGGACCUGCUGGAAGCGGAAAGUCAACUUAUUGCAAUACAAUACUGCAACACUGUGAGAAUGUACAACGUUCAGUGCAUGUGGUGAACCUCGAUCCUGCUGCAGAACACUUUGACUAUCCAGUCCUUGCUGAUGUAAGGGAGUUAGUAGAAGUAGAAGAUGUGAUGGAAGCUGAAGAUUUACGACUUGGGCCAAAUGGUGGACUUGUUUUCUGUAUGGAAUACCUGGUGCAGAAUUUUGAUUGGCUGGAAGAAAAAUUGGGAGAUGUUGAUGACGAUUAUAUCUUGUUUGAUUGUCCAGGCCAAAUAGAACUGUACACCCACAUGCCAGUGAUGCGACAGCUGGUGCAGACGUUGCAUCAGUGGGACUUCCGAGUGUGUGGUGUAUUCCUGAUUGAUUCUCAGUUUGUUGUGGAUUGUAGCAAGUUCUUUGCUGGUGUCCUGACGGCACUGUCGGCGAUGAUUCAACUGGAGAUUCCUCAUAUAAAUGUCAUGAGCAAAAUGGACUUGCUUAACAAGAAGCAGAUGAAGCAAGUAGAUAGGUAUUUAGAUCCUGAUCCACAACAGCUUGUGGAAGAACUUAAAGUGAGCACAAACAAGAAAUUUAAAAAGCUCAAUAAAGCCCUGGCACGGUUGAUUGAUGACUACAGCAUGGUAUCAUUUGUUCCUCUAAACCUCUGUGACGAGGAUUCUAUCACAAAUGUUCUAAUUCAGAUCGACAAUGCUAUCCAAUAUGGUGAAGACCUGGAUGUUCGUGAAAUGAAGGUCAAUAUUUACUAUUUUCAAUUAAUCACAUUAUACUACAUCAUCAGUGUACUGUGUGAAGAUGCCAAGACUCAAGGCAAUUUUGCUGGACAUGAAGGUGUAAUCAUUACUGUUAUACUCAUUGACCAUAUUAUUGGUACACGAUCUAUGUACAGUGCUGUCAAAGUGUUGAUGUUGUGAUAAUGAUAUUAUGAAUACA